Messenger RNA from Phymastichus coffea, 2047 nucleotides. It is a transcript of the gene Wnt10, whose product is annotated as protein Wnt-10a. Gene Ontology annotation, biological process: cell fate commitment; canonical Wnt signaling pathway; neuron differentiation. Gene Ontology annotation, molecular function: cytokine activity; frizzled binding. The transcript is spliced from 5 exons. Gene Ontology annotation, cellular component: extracellular region. Bases 228 to 1796 code for a protein of 522 amino acids. NCBI's taxonomy places the organism in Eukaryota, Metazoa, Arthropoda, Insecta, Hymenoptera, Eulophidae. The record is from RefSeq and is a predicted model, not a curated record.
CGCCGCGGAAGCGGCGCUGCUGCUGCCGCUGCCGCCGUUCCUCCAUCGCCGGCACUGCGAGCUUGCAAGCCUGAGCCCCGGAGAGCUUUCUCCAGCGAACCUCGUCGACCAUGUGUUUGAACGAGCGGAGGCGGACGUUCGCUCACUUGUUGUGCUUUUGGUGCGCCGCUGAUAGUGACCGCUAGCAGCGCUGGCAGAUUGGCAAGUCGGCGAGAGGCGAUGAAAGGAUGCAGUCGCCUAGGCCGACAACUCGACGAGCCAUCGCGCCUGCACCGACAGCCACCAGCGCCGGACUGACCAGAAGCUUCGGCGCUCAGCUGCUGCUCGCUCUUCUGCUUGCGCCGCUCCUCCUCGAUCAGCGACGGGUGAGCUGCCUGAUGAGCAACUCGGUGGAGGACUGGGUGAGCGGCUCGGCGGUCGUCUGCAACGGCAUUCCCGGUCUGACGAAGGAGCAGAGGGAGCUGUGCCACCGCAGCCCCGACGUCACGGUCGCCGCGAUCAAGGGCAUCGAGAUGGCCAUUGCCGAGUGCCAGCACCAGUUCCAGUGGCACAGGUGGAACUGCUCGUCCCUCACGCCCAGCAGCGUCACCCAGCACAGCAGCGUCAUCCUGCAGAGAGGCUACAGAGAAACAGGUUUCGUGUACGCAAUCUCAUCGGCAGGGGUGGCUCACAGUGUGUCCCGUGCCUGCAGCAUGGGCAGGUUGAUCUCUUGCGGCUGCGAUCCGUCGAGUUACACCUCGAGGACCACGGGCCAAGUGGGCAAUGGCAAGUCGCCACCGUCAGCGCAAUUGGCAAGCAGAGACGGCGGCAGCGCCACCCAGUGGAAGUGGGGUGGCUGCUCUCACAACCUGGAGUUCGGCGUGGAGUUCUCCAAACAGUUCCUAGACGGCCGCGAGGUCGCCGGCGACAUCCAGUCCACUGUCAACCUGCACAACAAUCAGGCCGGACGCAAUGCGGUGAGCAACAACAUGCAGAUCCGCUGCAAGUGCCACGGCAUGUCGGGCUCGUGCGAGCUGAAGACGUGCUGGAAGGUGGUACCGGACUUCCGAAUCGUGGGCCGCACCCUGAAGAACCGCUUUCGCAACGCGGUGGCCGUGACGCAGAGCAACUUCGGCAACGUGACGCCGCUGAACCGAGUACGCGGCGCCUCGCGACGACGCGGUCACGGCCGCCAGGAGCGCAAGCAAGUCGCCCAACUUCUGCGAGCGCGAUCCACACACGGACAUCGCCGGCACCUCCGGGCGACGCUGCAACCGGCCGAGCGCCGGCGGCGACGGCUGCGCCUCGUUGUGCUGUGGCCGUGGCUACAAUGUCGUCAGGCAGAGGAGGCUGGAGCGCUGCGCGUGCAAGUUCCACUGGUGUUGCUUCGUGCAGUGCCAGAACUGCACCGUCGAGGAGUGGAUCACCGUGUGCAAGUGAACGACCGCGCGGCUCUUCGCUUUCCUCCCUCGAAACUGCUCUGUCCGUCCAUUUCCUCUGCUCUGCUACUCUGGUGCGAGUUUCGCCCACGGGAAUGGACACUCAGUGCGCCGUUUGUGUAUUUUAUAUACAUCAUAUUGAAAACGUCUUGUCUAUUCUCUCUAACCACUCUGUCGAUCCCCUUCCCUCCCUACGCGGAGGUUAUUUAUUGUGGCCGCGUUAGUCUUCUUCGCGGCCGAGUGUGCGCGCGCGCGAGCGAACGAACGAGUGAAUUACGAGUAAAAAAUAAACUCUUUAGUCGCCAAUUCAUCCCCCACAUGAAACGACACAGCGGAAAUGAACGCACACACUCACACCAAGUACGUACACAUACGUAGGCGCUGUAAGCGGGCUUGUAAUAUAUUUGUGUAACUGUUGAUUAACGACAUCUCUCUCUCUCUCUCUCUCUCUCUCUCUCUCUCUCUCUCUCUCUCUCCCUCCUCUUUGUCUGUAUUUUUUUACUAUUUUUAAUUUUUCCAUUCAAAGUGUAUAACGCCUCCACUGCAGUAUUACUAGUAAUGAACGCAGCGUGGGAAUCUCGAUAUUUGGUGGUUCGGCUGCGCAACGAAUCUGUAUUAUAAUGCGUACA